UAGAUCAUUUUGUUUUGUUUAUGCGUUCAGAAUGAAUCAACCAAACAAUUCUUCUAUCACUGUAAUCUCACCACAUUUUUGCACGCCAGAUCUCUACACUGCCAUGAAAGUUAAAAAUGUAACACAAGGUAAUAAGUUGGGUGUUUUUGAUACCAAUGGAAACAAUAUCUUCAAAGUUACAGGUAAUUUUCUCAGCCUCAGUCGCGGUAUGCUUGUCGAUGCUGCCGGAGUUCCUCUCGUGACUUUAAAAAACAACAGUCGAUGGAAAGUGUAUAGAGGAGAUAGCUCAAACUCAGAAAAUCUCUUGUUUAGUGUCAAGACGUCCACGGCUAUACUACAAUUCAAGGCUGACUUGCAUGUGUUCUUAGCAUCCAACACAAAUGAAGAUGUCUGUGACUUCAAGGUUGAACGAAACUACAGUGGGAAAACAUCAUCUUAUGUCGUCUAUCGAGGAGGAUCGGUCAUUGCUGAGAUGCACAAAGAAAAGACUGUCCAAGGUAAAGUUUUGGGUAAGGACACAUUCUCAGUCACUAUCCACCCCAACGUCGAUUAUGCAUUUAUUAUCGCACUUCGUGUGGUUCUGGAUGAAAUGGAAAAGGCUGACAAGGGAGCCAAGUGGGGGGACGGGGCGGGGAUGGGGCUGGAAGCGGCAUCCGGGGCAGUGAUGGGAAUGAUUACUGCAUGAUACCAUGAGAUUAGUAGAAACCGUACUACGCUUACAAAUGCACUAAAAUUGUGUAAUUUACUACAGUAGAACCUCCAUAUAUUUAAUAACCUCUACGUAAGGAGUAAUAAAUAUUUAUAGUUCCAACUUGGGCCAAUGAGGAAUAGUAAUAACCUCGCCAUGUUAAUAUUAAUGAUUUUUUUCAGUUCCGUCUUCAAGAAUUUACCUCCAAAUAGUAAUAGUCAACAUUAAAUGUAUGAUUAAACAAAAUACUUAUUUGUAGUUGUUCGAGAAAAAGAAGUG
Messenger RNA from Papaver somniferum (opium poppy), 967 nucleotides. RefSeq names its product protein LURP-one-related 10-like. The transcript has 3 exons. Bases 32 to 685 code for a protein of 217 amino acids. The record is from RefSeq and is a predicted model, not a curated record. Lineage: Eukaryota; Viridiplantae; Streptophyta; Magnoliopsida; Ranunculales; Papaveraceae.